AUGGUCUUUGAGGGUGCAAAUCAGUUCAGGAAAGCAGUGACAGAUUAUGCUGUAGAGUACAUGAGGCAGAUAAAGUUAAGACCUAAUGAAAAACAUAGAGUGAGGGUGAAGUGCAAAAAUGCUAACUGUAAGUGGUUGUUAUAUGCUUCCAUUGACAGGGAUUCAUGUGAUUUCAUUGUGAAGAACUAUCAUCCUGUUCACAAGUGUAUUCCAUUAAACAGGAACAAGUUGUGUAAUUCAAAGUUAAUUGCUAGAAAGUUUAAUGACAGAAUUGUAUCUCAACCAGACAUAAGGAUUUGGGAAAUUCAAGAUUUGGUUAGAAAGACAUUGGGUCUUUAUGUUGGUAAGACUCUUUGUUACAGGGCUAAACAGAGGAUUAUGAAGGAAAACAUGGGUGAUUGGAAAGUGGAAUUUGCCAGAUUAUGUGACUAUGAAGAUAUGAUCAAACAAACCAAUCCUGGAAGCUCUUGUUGGGUAAAAAUUGAUAAGGAAACUGAACCAGGAAAGAACCUUUUUGUGUAUUUUUAUGUGUGCUUUCAUGCAUUUAAGCAAGGAUGGUUGGAGGGGUGUAGGAAUAUAAUUGGAUUUGAUGGUUGUUUUCUUAAGGGAGCUUGUAAAUGUGAGUUAUUAGUUGCUGUUGGAAAGAAUGGGAACAAUCAAAUGUAUCCCAUUGCCUGGGCAGUUGUGGAUACAGAAACAAAACAUAGUUGGAGCUGGUUCAUAAGGUAUUUAAUUGCUGAUCUAAACUUGGGAACUGGGGAAGGUUUGACUAUAAUGUCAGAUAUGCAAAAGAGUUGUUACCAAAUGCUGAGAAAAGGAUGUGUGCUAGACAUAUAUGGAGUAACUGGCAUGUGA
This is a messenger RNA of Solanum tuberosum (potato), 855 nucleotides long. RefSeq lists its product as uncharacterized. Lineage: Eukaryota; Viridiplantae; Streptophyta; Magnoliopsida; Solanales; Solanaceae. The record is from RefSeq and is a predicted model, not a curated record. Bases 1 to 855 code for a protein of 284 amino acids. The transcript is spliced from 2 exons.